Alternaria rosae is the source of this 2300-nucleotide messenger RNA. RefSeq lists its product as uncharacterized. The transcript has 5 exons. Gene Ontology annotation, cellular component: nucleus. The record is from RefSeq and is a predicted model, not a curated record. Gene Ontology annotation, molecular function: DNA-binding transcription factor activity; sequence-specific DNA binding. Gene Ontology annotation, biological process: positive regulation of transcription by RNA polymerase II. Bases 297 to 2180 code for a protein of 627 amino acids. Lineage: Eukaryota; Fungi; Ascomycota; Dothideomycetes; Pleosporales; Pleosporaceae.
AGCCUGCAGUGUCCAACGAGCGUCUGCCAGCCCUGCCUCAGAUACAAUCGCAUCCUAGCGCCUCGUCAAACUCUUCUUCCCCUCGAGGCGACUCCAUUAGCUCUGGUUCAGUGGUCGGUGGAAGCGCAGGUUCCCAUACAUCUUACGCCGCAUCGAUCAACGGUCAGACGACUGGGUUCAAGACGCCCUCUCCCGAGCACACCCCACAGUCUAUCCGUCGCGACUCUCACGUGAACGCGCAGUCACCGUUCGGAACCCAAGACGGAUACGGCUUUGCUACAGGCGGCUACAACAGCAUGAACCAGAUGCAAUCGUAUGCUGACGUGCAUCAACCCCACAUGGCUACCGCUACCCACGCUCCAGCGUCAGCUCCCCCUUCGGGCCUGUCGCAUUACUCGUACCCCCCGCAGCAGUCCUCGAUGAUGCAGCCUCAACAUCAGUACAGCCAAGGCCCGCCCGGAUAUCCAUAUGGCUACCCCACCGGUGUUCCUUCGCAGAUGCCUGCUUCUUCUGGUUCAAUGAAUCCGGCUAUGGUGCCUUCAACGCUCCAGCUGCCAGCUAUGUCGUCCGGAGCCCCCGCGUCAUCACUACCCGGUUCCCAGAGCUAUCAAUCUCAGACCUUUGACCAUACUGGCCAGGUCGCUCCUCCAGGAAUGAAGCCCCGUGUGACUGCCACGCUGUGGGAAGACGAGGGCAGUCUUUGCUUUCAGGUUGAAGCGAAGGGCGUGUGUGUUGCUCGCCGUGAAGACAAUCACAUGAUCAACGGCACCAAGCUUCUGAAUGUCGCGGGAAUGACCCGGGGUCGUCGCGACGGCAUACUGAAGAGCGAAAAGACGCGCCAUGUCGUUAAGAUCGGCCCAAUGCAUCUCAAGGGUGUUUGGAUUCCUUUUGAGCGAGCUCUCGAGUUUGCCAACAAGGAGAAGAUCACCGAGCAGCUGUAUCCUCUGUUUGUCCACGAUAUUGGAGCACUGCUUUAUCAUCCCUCGAACCAGACGAGGGCAAGUACACAUCAGCGAUACUUGUCCGGACCGGCAGCGUCGCAACCUCCAUCGCUCCAUCAUCACCACUCGAUGAGCAACCCCAUUGGUGCUGCCAUGUCCCAACCACCGCAUGCUAUCCAGCCGCACCCUUCGUCAGGUCGCCCAGGCAUCGACCGGGCUCAUACCUUCCCUACUCCUCCCACAAGCGCCUCAAGCAUCAUGGGUAUGGGCAACCAAGGUAGCUCUUACGAGUGGAACGGCGCCAAUGUCCAGAACUCCCAAGGGGGUCAGCCGCUGUCGAUUGACACCGGACUGAGCAACACGCGCUCUGUACCAACAACCCCCGCCAGCACUCCACCUGGCGCUGUGCAGCAGGGCAUGUCCUACGCUUCUGGUCAGAGCUUUGAUGGCUCCAGACCCUUGUACUCGGGACCACCAUCUCAACCAGGCCAAUACGCGCAGGGCCAGCCCAUGAUGGGAUACCGUCAAGACGGUUCUUACCCAAAGACCGAGAUGGCACCACCAUCGCGCAUCAGCGAUGUGCCGGAUGAAGGCGACGUGAAGCCAGCCGAUGGCAUGAUGCCGCAGGGUAGCGAGCAGGUGGCUCCUCCCCAAGCCGGAAGCGAGGGCGAUCAUGAAAAUGAGUACACCCACUCCGGCGCUCCUUACAAUGGAAACAGAGGCCCUUACGGAUACGCCUCCAACGGUGCACCUGGCGCCAUGCACCCCGACCACGCCCACCUGUCCCCUGAAAUGACGGGAUCGCCCCACCAAAACGGGUCCGGACGAGCCACGCCUCGAUCGGCAGCUACCGGUCAACCUCAAUGGAACCCGGGCUACUCCACGCCGCAGCGUCAAGGACCCCCUUCCAGCAACCUCUACAGUGUUAUGAGCGAUCCUCGAGGUGCCCCUAACGGUAACGCAGCUCACGAUGCUUACCAAGGUCCCGGCGCUGUCUCGCAGUACUCUACCCAGGGAUACCCUCCCUCCAACGGAGUGAACAACUCCGGUAAGCGCGGUCGCGACGAUGAGGAGCAGGAUCCAUAUCGCCCUGACAGCGUUCAAGGCGACGAUAUGGGCGGCCUCAAGAGACGCAAGACUAUGGAGGGCGGUGCAGUUGGUGGAAACUACGCCGACCCCAACCCUGGCAUCCAGCGCGCGCAUACCAUGACGGCCCAGGCCCAGCGUACCAGGCGGUAAUCGGACUCAUUCGCGCAAGCAUUCGGGUGGCCAGCUGCCUGUUCUCACAUUAGAAGGCGGUUUGGUCUGUAUCUACAGCGGUUUCGCGGCAUUGAGCGAGCGGUCUUUUCAGCAGCAACA